Messenger RNA from Aspergillus thermomutatus, 501 nucleotides. It is a transcript of the gene UBC7, whose product is annotated as E2 ubiquitin-conjugating protein UBC7. The transcript has 2 exons. Gene Ontology annotation, cellular component: endoplasmic reticulum; cytosol. The record is from RefSeq and is a predicted model, not a curated record. Lineage: Eukaryota; Fungi; Ascomycota; Eurotiomycetes; Eurotiales; Aspergillaceae. Bases 1 to 501 code for a protein of 166 amino acids.
AUGUCCUCCGUCGCACAGAAACGUCUCUUUCACGAGUAUAAGAACUUAUCAACAAGCCCACCCGAGGGCAUCUCUGCCGGUCCAGUCAGCGAGGAUGAUAUGUUCCACUGGGAGGCCUUGAUUCAAGGUCCUGAGGGUACACCGUACGAAGGAGGGGUGUUUGCAGCAGAGCUCAAGUUUCCCAAAGAUUACCCGCUGAGUCCGCCAACAAUGAAGUUUGUCGGUGGUGGGGUGUGGCAUCCGAAUGUCUAUCCCAACGGAACCGUCUGCAUAUCUAUUCUUCAUCCUCCCGGUGAUGAUCCAAACCAUUACGAGCAUGCAUCCGAGCGGUGGUCGCCCAUUCAGAGUGUGGAGAAGAUCCUAAUCUCUGUCAUGAGCAUGCUGGCAGAACCCAACGAUGAAAGUCCUGCCAAUGUCGAGGCGGCAAAGAUGUGGAGAGAACGGAGAAGCGAGUAUGAACGGAAGGUUCGUGAUGAGGUCAGGAAAGGCUUGGGUCUGUAG